AUGGGGUGCCUGCAGGCACGUGGGAUGAUGCUGCUCCCCGUGCUGCUGGCGGCGGCGGCGGCAGUGUGCUGGAUGCCGUUCAUCAGCAGCGUUGUUGGAGAGGUGGUGUUUGUGGAGGAUGAUGCGGGCGCGCUUCACAUCAACACCAGCGAUCCCAUGAGCCAGCCCGUGUUCGUGAACGGCAUGAACGUGGAUGGAUUGUUCGAGACAAUGGCCACGCUGUUGCGGACAGUCUCAAAGCAGCAGAGUACGAUUGAUGCACAGAAGAGUACGAAUGAUGCGCUACAGAUUACUGUCUCCGCGCAGCAGAGGGCGAUUGAGGUUCAGCAGAACACCAUCGACCGCGUCCGUGGCAAAGUGUGUUCCCCAAGUGCCAUGACAUUUGGCCAGCUCGGCUCGAUGGGUGCAAAAUGGAUUGGCGGCGUACUGGCCAAGGUAUGGCGGCCUUCUUCCGUCCUCAUCAUCAACCCUGAGUCCUUGACGAUGGAUCACACCACCAUCAGCGGCCUGAGUUCCACUGAUUUCAAAUGGUAUGGCGGCGUGCUGGCACGGAACGGCCUCAUCUACACCAUCCCAUCUCACUCUGCGACGGCACUUGUCAUCGACCCGCCCACCAACACCACUGAACAGCUGCCUGUCGCCGAGGAAACAAGCUUUGACAAGUGGGUUGGUGGCGUGCUCGCACCCAACGGCAACGUCAUCGGUAUCCCAUACAGCUCACAUGCAGUCCUCAACUUUGAUCCAACCACCCACGUUAUCGACACGACAACACACAUUACACUUGGCGGAAGUGCCGAGUGGUAUGAUGGCGUGCUUGCUCCAAACGGCCUCAUCUACGGCAUUCCAUCUUACGUCGAGUCUGUCCUCAACAAGUGGCACGGCGGCAUCCAAGCCCCCAACGGGCUCAUCUACUGCAUUCCUGUCGCUGCCACCUCCAUUCUCGUCAUUGAUCCUGAAGCUCUUGCUUUCGAUGAGCUGCGGCUGGAUGGAGGAAACGUCGAGUCCAAAUGGUACGGUGGCGUGCUUGCAGGGAAUGGGCUGAUCUACGGCAUCCCGUCGAAUAGCGCGUCGAUGCUCAUCAUUGACCCAGCGACGAACGCGACAGACACGCUCGUGGUUGCAAGUGAGACUUCCUCUGCAAAGUGGGUUGGCGGCGUGCUCGCGCCCAACGGCGACAUCAUCGGCAUCCCCUACAACUCGCCAGCCGUGCUCAUCAUUGAUCCAACCACCAACACCACGGACACGACGACAAUUGCUGGACUGGAUGGAUUGGGCAAGGGGUGGGGCGGCGUGCUUGCUGGCAACGGGCUUGUGUACGGCAUGCCAUAUGCUGCCAAUGCUGUCCUCGUCAUCGACCCUGGGUGCUGAUGCGCGGGUUUGUGAGUGAGUGAGUGAGUGAGUGAGUGA
Messenger RNA from Salpingoeca rosetta, 1407 nucleotides. RefSeq lists its product as uncharacterized. The transcript is spliced from 3 exons. The coding region runs from base 1 to 1368 and encodes 455 amino acids. Lineage: Eukaryota; Choanoflagellata; Craspedida; Salpingoecidae. The record is from RefSeq and is a predicted model, not a curated record.